GCGCUCCCGGAAGCGCAGGCUGCUCUCUGUUUUGGCCUCUUCUCGCGGACGGCGCACCGUGCGGCUUCCGUGCGUGCGCCCGAGCUGCGUACGGCUGCACGGCCAGGCCCCACCCACGCGAGAGCAGAGCCUGCGCGUCUCCGAAUUUUCACGUGCUCGCAUGGCGGCCGGUCCGCUCGCUCGCCGACGGCGAGAGAGGAGGGCGCGCGACGACUGCCAGCUUGGCUGCGGGCCGCGCUCCGGCUGAUUGAUCGGCUUUCGGGAGGCGCGCAGCCGCGACGCAACUUGGCGUCCGCACGCCGUCGAGCGGCACGGCCUUCGGGUUCGAUCGGACACAGGAGAGCCGGCGAGGCGCAGUUGGCCGCAGCCGCGGGGCCAAAGGCCACAGGCGCGAGUCGCGAGUCGCGCGACCUUGGCCACUGGGCGCUCCUCUGGGCCGCUGUUCGAUCGUCGGCGCGCGCAAGCUCUCUCGCGCACACGGCCUGGUCGCGGGCACGUACUACUACUAUCCGUCUCGCGCCGCCAGCGCCACCGAGGGGCUCGGCCCGCGCCUGCGGGUCGAUCCAGGAUUAACCGCAGUCCGAUGCUGCUCCCUGUAUUCGCUUACAUCGUGCUUCGUCGUUGCACGUCGGUCAGUCGGCGCCUCGUCGGGCUGCGCGCACGUAUAUAGCCAACAAGCCGCUGAAAGUUGAUAGCGCUAACUGAUCGCAUUGACGCGGCCGAACGAGCGACACGCAAUGGUGCAGGUUGGCCGGCAAUAAAUAUAUAUGGUAUUCACGCGUCGUCCUGAUCUCCCGCGACUGCGCCGUUUUGAUUGCGGCCCAGUAUUUAUAGAAUAUGGAACGCGCGCGCGCUUUCCGAGUCUCAGGCUUAUUGGUUCGCGCGCAAAGUGUAAAAGUGGCUAGUGGAUGCCGCGCAGCUUUUUUGCCUUUUCGCACGGUUCGCCGAGCGCCGGUGACGCGCGUGUUUUCUUUAGCGCUGCUCGCGCCAAGCCAUUCCGACGACUCGACAGCCCGACUGCUUCGCGUUGGCUAUUUUUUACGAAUAGCCGUAGAGCUGAUCAGCGCAUAGUCUCUACGCAUCUGACGCAAUGUAGCGUUCGGAUUUCGACGCUGCCAAUAUUUCGAUCGCUCGGAAAUCAAAUAAAUCAAUCAAUGGCUCGCUCGUCAUGACUUUCAAUAAUUUCCAAUGGAAACAUUUAUUUUCUUUCCUAAGCACGCUUCCUAUAAUCAGCUAUAUGUAGCUACAUGCUCUAAAGGUCUAAAAGUCAAGUCUGUGUCUCAAGUCUGUGUCAGACGGGCGCGCAAUCGAUGGGUAUAGCUUCUUUUACAGCAGCGUGACGUGGCUUCAUCAGCUACACUCGUCCAACUUUGUAUGCAGCAAAUGCCGAUUAGCGAACCCGAACUACUGGGAAUGCCACGCUCGUUCCCUCAAAAAUAGAACCGCAUCAUUUCCGAUUCGAGCAAUUAAAGAGAGAGAGAGAGAGAAAGAGAGAGCGCGCGCCCGCCGUCCCACACCAUGGUACACAACCCGGCCCCGAAAGCCCGCAAGUUCCGGCGCAGCAGCAAAAGAAUGCGAAUCCGAGUCUACGAAUGCGCAACAACUGCUGGUCCAAGCCCGAAGAAGGCAACCUACAGUCAGCAGAACAGCAGCAGCAGCAACAGCAAUUGCCGCAGCUGGCGACUGAUAUGGGGAACGACGAAGGCGGAGGUGGAGGGAGCCGAGGGUUGGCGGGGCAGGACCCAGAGAAGGACGACCCUGUUAACCUCAAGAGACGGGUGGGACUCGUCAGUGGGGUGGCUCUAAUCGUUGGCACCAUGAUUGGCUCAGGAAUUUUCGUUUCACCGACCAGUCUCUUGAUAAGAACCGGCAGCGUCGGCAUGAGUUUCGUCGUGUGGACAGGCUGCGGCCUGUUGAGCUUGUGCGGGGCGUUGGCGUACGCGGAGCUCGGCACCAUGAACACGAGCAGCGGCGCUGAGUACGCCUACUUCAUGGACGCGUUUGGGGCCUGGCCAGCCUUCCUGUUCUCGUGGGUGUCGACUCUGGUACUGAAGCCAUCUCAGAUGGCGAUAAUCUGCUUGUCGUUCGCCCAGUACGCUGUGGAGGCAUUCGCCGCCGAAUGCACGCCACCGAGUGAGGUGGUCAAGCUCGUUGCCCUCCUCACAAUCGUCCUCAUCCUUCUCGUCAAUUGCUACAGCGUGAAUCUUGCCACUGGAGUGCAGAAUGCUUUCACCGCUGGCAAACUCAUCGCCAUUCUGGUGAUCGUCGCCGGCGGCAGUUACAAGCUCGUGCAGGGCAACACCCAGCAUUUGCACAACGCGUUCGAUAGCUUUGAGGACAAGACAGGCGGUGAAAACGCAGUGAAGAGACAGAUAUUCAAUGUCGGUCGCUUGGCUACAGCUUUUUACACUGGGCUCUGGGCUUACGACGGAUGGAACAAUUUGAAUUACGUCACUGAAGAAAUCAAAGAUCCAUCCAAGAACUUGCCAAGGUCCAUUAUGAUCGGCAUACCUCUUGUUACGCUUUGCUACGCGCUGAUCAACGUUUCCUAUUUGGCGGUCAUGUCGCCGCUGGAAAUGAUCGAGAGCGAGGCCGUAGCUGUGUCAUUCGGCAACCGAAUCCUCGGCGUAAUGGCCUGGUUGAUGCCAUUGUCCGUGGCAGUGAGUACCUUUGGUUCGGCAAACGGCACUCUAUUCGCGGCUGGUCGACUCUGUUUCGCAGCUUCGCGCGAGGGCCAUCUAAUGGACUGCUUGAGCUACGUGCACGUGCGUCGUUUUACACCAGCACCAGGACUGAUUUUCCACUCGCUCGUCGCAAGCACAAUGGUGUUAUCAGGCAGCAUCGACUCGCUCAUCGACUUCUUCAGCUUCACGGCGUGGAUUUUUUACGGCGGGGCCAUGCUAGCUUUACUGGUGAUGAGACGUACAAGACCAAAUCAUCCGAGACCUUACCGGUGUCCAUUGGUUAUUCCGGUGCUGGUACUACUGAUAUCGAUCUACUUGAUCGUGGCGCCAAUUAUCGACAAGCCGCAGAUCGAGUAUCUUUACGCGGCUGGCUUUAUCGCCGCUGGUAUGCUGUUCUACCUUCCAUUCGUCAAGUACGGAUACGUUCCGAAAUUCAUGGAAGGAGUCAAUGCUUUUCUGCAAAUGCUACUCGAGGUAGCCCCAACCGCUGCAGCUAUGGAUUGAUGAACAAUAAUCAAAUGGCGUACAACGAUAUGAAUACUACCAAACACAUCAAGUUAUUAACUGUCGAGAAUCCACGUCUGUAUGUCGCUCUUAUGUCGAAGACACACAAGCUUUGGAAAUAAUUUUACAGCGAUUAUGCUCAAGUGAAAUGAAAAAAGAAACGAAGUAUACAUAUAUAUAUAUAUAUAUAUAUGUGUAUAUAUAUAUAUAUUACAUAUACACUAUAUAUACAAAUACAC
Molecule: messenger RNA, 3427 nt
Organism: Phymastichus coffea
Lineage: Eukaryota; Metazoa; Arthropoda; Insecta; Hymenoptera; Eulophidae
Product: b(0,+)-type amino acid transporter 1
Exons: 5
Coding region: 1593-3188 (531 amino acids)
Biological process (GO): amino acid transmembrane transport
Cellular component (GO): membrane
Molecular function (GO): L-amino acid transmembrane transporter activity
Source: RefSeq, a predicted model, not a curated record